CCUAGAUAACUAAACAUUCGUCCACGCGACGACGCUCCUUUCCGCAAAAGUCGAAUGAACUGGUUUCCCCGCGCCCCCCGUCGGUAAAUCUUUUUCUACCUUCCUGAUUGGUCUAAUUAGUAUGUCGCGUGAUGCGAUUGCAAGCACACGCUAAUUAGGAUCUGACCUGCGGCCAUCUCGUCGUCCGAUUGACGAAAGUUUAGUUACUAAGCAAGUUUUUUUGAUAAGAUGGAUUUGAGAAAUCAAGAGGAUCAGAUACGCCAGUGGCUCGAUGCAGAAACAGAUGAUGAAAUUGAGGAAGGAUCUGAUAAUUCGGCUUCGGAGACGGAGGACAAUUUGGAGGUAGAAAUUCAUCACGACACUAGCAGCGAUUCAGAUUCCCCUAGUGAAACUUCAGCGUCAGAAGAUGAUACCAUGCGACCAAGUAAGAGACAAAGAACUCAAAUUAUAGAUUCUGAUGACUCUGUAACUGAAGAUAUUGCUACAACGAAUUCUCCAAACACAAUCCAGAUUAAUCCUCAUGUUCUUCAGUCAACCUCCCGAUUUCUUUAUGGCAAAAAUAAACAUAAAUGGUCUUCGAUACCUAGAUCUGCUUCGACCCGUACCUUAAGACGCAACAUAGUGCAUUUUAUACCAGGCCCAAAAGAAAACGCUAGAGAACUAAAGGAACCAGUAGAUUUAUUUUUGCUCUUUAUAACUGAUGGUAUGUUGCAACAAGUUGUGACAUUUACUAAUGCAGAGAUACUUGUCCAAAAGAAUAAGUACAAGCACGAUUCGCAUACAGUAUCACAGACUGAUUUAUUGGAACUAAAAGCUCUGCUUGGUUUACUAUUCAAUUCAGCAGCUUUGAAAAGCAAUCAUUUGCCAACUCGCAUGCUUUUUAAUACUCGACGUUCAGGAUCAAUAUUUAAAGCUUGUAUGAGUGCAGAAAGAUUUAAUUUUCUUCUAAAAUGUAUUCGAUUCGACGACAAGCAAACCAGAGAUGCUAGAAAAGCAAUUGACAAAUUUGCACAUAUACGUGAAGUGUGGCAAAACAUGAUUGAUAACUUUCAAAAAUGGUAUACACCGGGAUCAUAUAUUACUAUUGACGAACAGCUGGUUGGAUUUCGUGGAAGAUGCCCCUUCAGAAUGUAUAUUCCAAAUAAACCUAAUAAAUACGGUAUAAAACUUGUAAUGGCUGCAGAUGUUCACAGCAAAUAUGUAAUAAAUGCCAUUCCAUAUCUUGGGAAAGGAACAGAUCCACAAAAACAACCACUAGCCACAUUUUUCGUAAAAAAUAUAACAUCUUCUUUACAUGGCACUAAUCGUAACAUAACAAUGGACAAUUGGUUCACGUCUGUAUCUUUGGCUGAUGAGUUAUUGCAGUCACCUUAUAAUUUGACUUUAGUGGGGACGCUAAGGAGUAAUAAACGCGAAAUCCCUAAGAAACUACAUAAUGUCAAGUCCCGCGCAAUCGGUACAUCGAUGUUUUGUUACGAUGGUGCUAAAACAUUAGUUUCCUACAAACCCAAGUCAAACAAAGUUGUUUUUGUUUUGUCGACAAUUCACGAUCAGCCAAAUAUUAACGAAGCUACAGGAAAGCCAGAGAUAGUCCACUUUUAUAACACUACCAAGGGAGCAGUAGACACCGUUGAUCAGAUGUGUUCGAUUAUGUCUACUAAUAGGAAAACCCAAAGAUGGCCACUAUGCAUUUUUUAUAACAUGCUAAACUUAUCUUCAAUCAAUGCAUAUGUUAUUCACGUCUCAAAUAACGUAAGAAACAAUAAAAAACCAAUGUCUCGACGUGAUUUUGUAAUGAAGAUAGGAGACCAACUAAUGGAGCCCUGGCUACGUCAACGAAUACAGACAGUGACUUUGAGGCGUGAUAUCAAAGUAAUGAUUCAAGAUAUUCUCGGCGACUCUUCUAAUAUAGAAGCUCCUGUUCCUUCUGCUUCAAACGUGCGCAAAAUAUGUUAUUUAUGUCCGUCAAAGGCUCGAAGAAUGACGAAACAUCGGUGCAUGAAAUGCAAAAAUGCAAUUUGUGGCUCACACAAUGUAGACAUGUGUAGUAGCUGUGUAGAAUAGUCAUUUAUUAUUAUAAUUAUCAUAAUUAGUUCCUAUUUAACCAUACUUAAUUGCCAUGUACCAAAUUACUAUUUUUAAUAAAUACUUUUGAAUAUUAUUCACGUUUUUAUUGCGUAGUCUGCUUGACGAAUGUUUAGUUACUAUGUGACUGUAAAUAUAGUUUAGUUAUCUAGGGUUA
Molecule: messenger RNA, 2242 nt
Organism: Pieris rapae (cabbage white)
Lineage: Eukaryota; Metazoa; Arthropoda; Insecta; Lepidoptera; Pieridae
Product: piggyBac transposable element-derived protein 4-like
Exons: 2
Coding region: 229-2064 (611 amino acids)
Source: RefSeq, a predicted model, not a curated record